Messenger RNA from Ectocarpus siliculosus, 1284 nucleotides. The record is from the annotation of a GenBank genome assembly. NCBI's taxonomy places the organism in Eukaryota, Phaeophyceae, Ectocarpales, Ectocarpaceae.
AUGGCAAGCCCGAUGACUGGCAUGGGCGGGGGGAUGGGCCACGGCAACAUGGGUGGUAGUGCCGGCAUGAACGGCUCCAUGAUGGGGGGGAUGCAGGGAGGGAUGGGGGGCGGCAGCGGUGGCGGUGCGUUCCUUGCCGGCCCUGCGGCAGUACCGCAACGACCGGCGAAAAAGGUGCCCGACUGGUUGGUUCAGACCCUGAAAGAAAAGGAAAAGCUGGCAGAGAAGCAGAAAAAGAAGGAAGGCGCAUCCCUGUCGACGGAUGUGGCUACAGCUCUCUCUAGCGGGGCCGGCAACAUCAGCGGGUACAACCUCGUCCACUCCCCUUCCCCGUCGCCCCCUGACUCCCCGUCCGCCCGACGAACCAAGCCGAGCUGGCAGGAAGACGACAGCGACGACGAUUCCGCAGACGAAGCGUCGCCCAAGAGGGCAAACCGAGACAAGAGGGCAUCAAACGGGAGCGCCGCAGACGGCAGCGCAGGAGCUGGCACCCGCAACGGCAGCGCCAAGCCGUCCGGCAUUCUGAAGAAGGGCGGCACCAAGCAGCGGGGGGCAGUGGGCGGCCUGGACAGGAACGGGGACGACGCUACCGCGGAGGCGGACACGGCACCUUUGGUGAUGGAUGACGAGACCAGGGCGUCGUUCGACCGAGAGAUUCGACGGCUGCUGACGCAUCUGCUGAAGGUGGGGACGGCCAACAUCAUCCGCGAAGUGGCUUCCUCCGCAUUGGAGGAGGCUCAGGAUUCCGCUGCCGCUGCCGCCUCGCCGCAGGCCCGGCAGCAGCAGCAGCAGCAGCAGCCGAGAGUCAGACGGAAGGAGCAGCGAGAGCAAAAGAAAGCCGUUGGGGCUCUCAUCGGCGGGUACGGGUCCGAGUCUCCCUCCGAGAGCGAGGGCGACGCUUCCCCUCCGCCGCCUGCCGCUGCGCCCGCGCCGGCCACCACCGUUUCUGCCGACGCCAGCGCGGCGGCGGCCCCCCCUCCUGCUGUUGAGAAGAGGGCCCAUGUUAAGGUCGGCGGGAAGUGGCCGCUCCCUUCGUGGGCGGACCCGCCUCACGAGGCGCCGAUUCCCGAAGGGCUGUCCAUCGUCGUGGAAACGAUAGGGCCCGAUCUGGAACGGGUGAAAACACAGGAGCUGUCUUUCAGCACGACGGUGAUGGGCAGGUUCGAGGAGCAGUGCGGGUUCGUCGUGGAGGACGCUUCUGCCUCUCGGUGCCACGCGGCGAUCCUGUCUCCGACACCCCACCCAAGUUCAAGCAAGACCUGGUGGCCCUGGCGGCUACGAUAG